AUGGGGCCCAGCGCCCGGCCCCUCCUUCAGCCCCUGUGGGGCCCAGUGCCCAGCCCCCUCAUUCAGCCCCUGUGGGUCCCAGCGCUCAGGACCCUCAUCCAGCCCCUGUGGGGCCCAGCGCCCGGGGCUCUCAUCCAGCCGCUAUGGGGCCCAGCGCCCGGGCCCCUCAUCCAGCCCCAGUGGGGCCCAGCGCCCGGCCCCCUCAUUCAACCCCUGUGUGGCCCAGUGCCCGGGCCCCUCAUUCAGCCCCUGUGGGUCCCAGUGCUCAGGCCCCUCAUCCAGCCCCUGUGGGGCCCAGCGCCCGGCCCCCUUAUACAGCCCCUGUGGGGCCCAGCGCCCAGGCCCCCUCAUCCAGCCCCUGUGGGGCCCAGCGCCCGGCCCCCUCAUCCUGCCCCUAUGUGGCCCAGCACCCGGCCCCCUCAUCCAGCCCCUGUGUGGCCCAGUGCCCGGGCCCCUCCAGCCCAGGUCCCUCAUCCUGUCCCUGUGGGGCCCAGCCCCCAGGCCCCUCGUCCAGCCCCUAUGGGGCCCAGCGCCCGCCCCCUCAUUCAGCCCCUGUGGGGCCCAGCGCCCGCCCCCUCAUUCAGCCCCUGUGGGGCCCAGCGCCCAGGCCCCCUCAUGCAGCCCCUGUGGGGCCCAGCACCCGGCCCCCUCAUCCAGCCCCUGUGUGGCCCAGCGCCCGGGCCCCUCCAGCCCAGGUCCCUCAUUCUGUCCCUGUGGGGCCCAGCACCCAGGCCCCUCGUCCAGCCCCUAUGGGGCCCAGCGCCCGCCCCCCUCAUUCAUCCCCUGUGGGGCCCAGCGCCCGGCCCCCUCAUUCAGCCCCUGUGGGGCCCAGCGCCCGGCCCCCUCAUCCAGCCCCUAUGGGGCCCAGCGCCCAGGCCCCCUCAUUCAGCCUCUGUGGGGCCCAGCACCCGGGCCUCUCAUCCAGCCCCUAUGAGGCCCAGCGCCCAGGCGCCUCAUCCAGCCCCUAUGGGGCCCAGUGCCCGGCCCCAUCAUCCAGCUCCGAAGGGCCCAGCGUCCGGCCUCCUCAUCCAGCCCCUAUGGGGCCCAGCGCCCAGGUCCCUCAUUCAGCCCCUGUGGGGCCCAGCGCCCGGGCCCCUCAUUCAGCCCCUGUGGGGCCCAGCGCCCAGGCCCCCUCAUACAGCCCCAGUGGGGCCCAGCGCCCAGGCCCCCUCAUGCAGCCCCUAUGGGGCUCAGCGCUUAGGCCCCUCAUCCAGCCCCUAUGGAGCCCAGCACCCGGCCCCCUCAUCCUGCCCCUAUGGGGCCCAGCACCCGGCCCCCUCAUCCAGCCCCUGUGUGGCCCAGCGCCCGGGCCCCUCCAGCCCAGGUCCCUCAUUCAGCCCCUGUGGGGCCCAGCGCCCGGGUUCCUCAUUCAGCCCCUGUGGGGCCCUGCGCCCGGGCCCCUCAUCCAGCCCCUGUGGGGCCCAGCGCCCGGGCCUCUCAUUCAGCCCCUAUGGGGCCCAGCGCCUAGGCCUCUCAUCCAGUCCCUGUGGGGCCCAGCGCCCGGCCCCCUCAUUCAGCCCCUAUGGGGCCCAGCGCCCAGGCCUCUCAUUCAGCCCCUAUGGGGCCCAGCUCCCGGGCCUCUCAUUCCGCCCCUGUGGGGCCCAGCGCCAGGGCCCCUCAUCCAGCCCCUGUGGGGCGCGUCGUGGGCAGGAAGAAUAA
Messenger RNA from Petromyzon marinus (sea lamprey), 1659 nucleotides. The record is from RefSeq and is a predicted model, not a curated record. NCBI's taxonomy places the organism in Eukaryota, Metazoa, Chordata, Hyperoartia, Petromyzontiformes, Petromyzontidae.